AUGCAUAGACCGCUGCUGCAGCCAGCUGGGCUGGGACAAUUCCUCCUGCUAUGGCUGUUGCUACCUCUGCCGCCUGAGCUCAGAGUGGAGGCCAGGAGGUUCCGAGCCUCGCCGCCUUGCCCGGAGACCUGUGAUCCGACACGCUGUCCCCCUUUGCCCACCUGCUCGGCGGGGACGACGCCAGUGCUCGACCGCUGCCGCUGCUGCCGGGUCUGCGCCGCGGCCGAGGGCGAAGCCUGCGGCGGCACGCGGGGCCGGCCGUGCGCCCUGGGGCUGCGCUGCCAGGAACCCUUCCGCCGGGAGCCGGGGGGCGGCGCGCGGCUGGGCACCUGCGGCUGCCCGGAGACCGGGGCGGCCGUGUGCGGCAGCGACGGGCGCACCUACCCCAGCCUGUGCGCGCUCCGCGCCGAGAACCGCGCGGCGCGCCUCCGCGGUGCGCUCCCAGCCGUGCCCGUGCAGAAGGGCGGCUGCGGGGCUCUAGGGACCGGAAGCGCAGGCCGACUCCGCAGCAAGUACAACUUCAUCGCAGCGGUGGUGGAGAAGGUGGCGCCAGCUGUGGUUCACUUGCAGCUGUUCCGCAGGUCCCCUCUGAGCAACCAGGAGAUCCCCUCCUCCAGUGGCUCUGGCUUCAUAGUGUCUGAGGAUGGGCUCAUUGUUACCAAUGCUCAUGUCCUCACCAACCAGCAGCGGAUCCAGGUGGAGCUCCAGAGUGGGGUUCAGUAUGAAGCCACUGUCAAAGACAUUGAUCAUAAAUUGGACCUUGCCCUGAUUAAGAUCGAGCCAAAUACUGACCUUCCAGUAUUACUGCUGGGAAGAUCAUCUGACCUUCGGGCCGGUGAGUUUGUGGUGGCCUUGGGCAGCCCGUUUUCUCUACAGAACACUGUGACUGCAGGGAUUGUUAGCACUACCCAGCGAGGAGGGAAGGAGCUGGGGCUGAAGGAUUCGGACAUGGACUAUAUUCAGACAGAUGCCAUCAUUAAUCAUGGGAAUUCUGGAGGGCCACUGGUAAACUUGGAUGGAGAUGUGAUUGGCAUAAACACACUGAAGGUGACUGCAGGAAUCUCCUUUGCGAUUCCCUCAGAUCGCAUUAGACAGUUCUUGUCAGAAUACCAUGAGCGCCAAUUGAAAGGAAAAGCUCCUUCACAGAAGAAAUACCUGGGUUUGAGAAUGCUGCCUCUCACGCUGAACCUUCUACAAGACAUGAAAAGGCAAGAUCCGGAUUUCCCUGAUGUGAGCUCUGGGGUUUUUGUUUAUGAAGUGAUACAAGGAACAGCUGCUGAGAGCUCAGGGUUGAGAGACCACGAUGUAAUUAUCAGCAUAAAUGGACAGCCUGUUAGGACCACAGCUGAUGUCAUCGAGGCUGUAAAGGACAAUGACACCCUCUCCUUCAUAGUGCGACGUCGGGGAGGUCAGACCCUGUUCCUGAGAGUCACACCUGAAAUCAUCAAUUAA
This is a messenger RNA of Dipodomys ordii (Ord's kangaroo rat), 1452 nucleotides long. RefSeq names its product HtrA serine peptidase 4 (gene Htra4). Gene Ontology annotation, cellular component: extracellular region. The transcript is spliced from 9 exons. Gene Ontology annotation, molecular function: serine-type endopeptidase activity; protein binding. Lineage: Eukaryota; Metazoa; Chordata; Mammalia; Rodentia; Heteromyidae. Bases 1 to 1452 code for a protein of 483 amino acids. The record is from RefSeq and is a predicted model, not a curated record. Gene Ontology annotation, biological process: proteolysis; positive regulation of apoptotic process; programmed cell death.